Aspergillus uvarum CBS 121591 is the source of this 1060-nucleotide messenger RNA. Its product is annotated as putative short-chain dehydrogenases/reductase. NCBI's taxonomy places the organism in Eukaryota, Fungi, Ascomycota, Eurotiomycetes, Eurotiales, Aspergillaceae. Gene Ontology annotation, cellular component: membrane. The coding region runs from base 148 to 945 and encodes 265 amino acids. The record is from RefSeq and is a predicted model, not a curated record. The transcript has a single exon.
AUCCAACACAUACAAAUACCGUACCCCGCUGUCUUCUUUACCUUCAUCAACAGACCAGGGCACAAGUCGAGCGAAUCUGUCUCUCAACUCCCUGAUCUCAGUCAGGAAGGACAACACCACCAACAACCACCACAAACCAAGUCAACAAUGUCAAACCUCACCUUCAACUGCGCCCUCAUCACCGGCGGCGGCGGCGGCCUCGGCAAAGCCAUCGCCAGCUACCUUCUGCGCAAGGGCAAGAAAGUCAUCAUCGCCGGACGCACCGAGCACACCCUGCGGCAAACCGCCCAAGAGAUCGGGGCGACCGACUACUUCGUGCUGGACACGGGGGUUGUCUCGCAGAUCCCGGCCUUCAUCCGCAGCCUAACGGCCAAAUACCCCGAGGUCGACUGCCUGAUCAACAACGCGGGCGUGCAGCGCCCGUUGGAUGUGCUCGAGGACGCGCCCUCCGACUUUCUGGCCAAGGCCGACCAGGAGAUCGACAUCAACAUCCGCGGGCCCAUGCACCUGACGCUAGGCCUGCUGGAGCAUUUUCGGACACACCCGCACGGCGCGACGAUCAUGAAUGUUUCAUCUAUCUUGGCGUUCGUGCCGUUCUCCGUCAUCAACCCGGUGUACAAUGGCACCAAGGCGUGGUUGCACUUCUGGUCGAUGACGCUGCGCACGCAGCUGGAGAAAGGCGGGUAUGAGGGCAUCAGGGUCGUGGAAGUCGUGCCACCCUCCGUGGGGACGGAUCUGCAUCGCGACCGGUCGGAUCCGGAUGAUAAUAAGAAGCAUAAUAAUCCGAGUGCGUUGACGGUGGAGGAGUUUAUGGAGUUUUUUAUCAGGGGGUUGGAGGGUGGGCAGAGUGUUAUUGCGCCGGGGGCGAGUCAGAAGGUCGUUGAUCAGUGGUAUGCGCAGUUUGGGGGGAUGUAUGAUAAGCUUGCUGGGGAGCAUAAGAAAUGAUUGGGAUGGCACGGAUGUUUAGGAAACAUAGAGGGGAGUUUUGGAAUCUGGGUUAGAACAAUGAAAGUAAAUAUUAGCGCUGCAUUUCUGCAAACUGUUCUGCGGAGAAGCAUAG